ACAAAGACUCAAACACCGCUCUGUCUUCCGGAAAGGAAAACGUUUACUCAGAGCCCGAGCCCUCCGUUCUCGCCCACGCCCCUCCUCCUCGCGCCAAUGUCGUCGCGCCUCCGCCUCGCCACCACCGCCGCCUCCUCGCCGGCGCCUACACCACGCGCUCCCCACUUCGCCCUGUCCGCCGCCACAGAACGCGUGCACUCCGGAACGCUCAGCCCGGAGGACGCACACCACCUGUUUGACGAAUUGCUGCGCCAAGGCACCCCCGUCCACGAGCGCUCUCUCAACGGCUUUCUUGCCACGCUCGCCCGUGCGCCGCCCUCCGCUGCCUGCAGCGAUGGACCCGCCCUUGCCGUCUCCCUCUUCAACCGCAUGUCCCGAGGCCCCGGCCCGCGGGUGGCCCCGCCCACAGUCCACACCUACGGCAUUCUCAUGGACUGCUGCUGUCGCGCACGGCGCCUGGACCUAGCAUUUGCCUUCUUCGGCCGUCUCCUCAGGACUGGCCUGGGUGUCAAUGUCAUCACCUUCAGCAGCCUCCUCAAGGGCCUCUGCGACGCAGACCAGGCAGACGAGGCUGUUGACGUGCUCACUCGCAGGAUGCCCGAGCUGGGAUGUGCGCCUAAUGUUAUCUCAUACUCGAUACUUCUGAAGAGCUUCUGCAAUGAUAGGAGGAGUCAGCGGGCGCUCGAGUUGCUCCGGAUGAUGGCUGACAAAGGAGCUUGUGUUGACGUGGUUGCAUACAACACGGUCAUCGACGGUUUCUUUAAGGAGGGUGACGUUGCUAAAGCAUGUGAUCUAUUCCAUGAGAUGAUGCAACAGGGGUUUUCACCUGAUGUGGUGACUUAUAACUCAAUUAUUGACGCGCUUUGCAAGGCCAGAGCAUUCGACAAGGCAGUGGUAGUCCUUCGGCAGAUAGUUGACAGAGGUCUUGUACCAAAUGCUGUCACUUGGAACACACUGAUGGCCUCUCUUUGCAAGCAUGGAAGAAGCAAGGAAGCUAGAGAUAUAUUUGACUCCAUGGCUAUGAAGGGACAAAAACCUAAUAUCAUCUCUUACUAUAUUAUGCUUCACGGGUACGCUACAGAAGGAUGCUUUGUUGAUAUGACUGAUCUUUUCAAUUUGAUGGUAGGAGACGGUAUUGUACCUGACCACCAUGCUUUCAACAUACUGAUCAAUGCAUAUGCUAAAGCUGGAAUGUUGGAUAAGUCUAUGAUUAUCUUCGAAGAAAUGAGGCAGCGAGUGAAACCUAAUGUGGUCACUUAUUUGACAGUAAUAGAUGCGCUUUGCAAGAAGGGUAGGAUGAGUGAUGCUCUCAAAAGAUUUAAUCAGAUGAUUGAUGAAGGAAUUGCACCCGAUGUAGCUAUCUACCGGUGCCUGAUUCAGGGUUUUUGUACUCAUGGUGGUUUGGUAAAAGCCAAAGAGUUGAUUUGUGAAAUGAUGAAUAAAGGUAUGCAUCCUGACAUUGUGUUCUUCAGUUCAAUAAUAGACAGCCUUUGCAAAGAAGGAAGGGUAAUGGAUGCACAAGUUAUUUUCAAUUUCAUUAUACAUGUUGGUCUGCGUCCUGAUGUCAUCAUGUUUAGUUCACUGAUCGAUGGCUAUUGUCUGGUUGGGAACAUGAUGGAAGCAUUGAGAGUACUUGAUGCUAUGGUGUCAGCUGGCCUUGAACCCAAUGUUGUAGUUUAUGGUAUACUUAUUAAUGGCUAUUGUAAACUUGGAAAGAUUGAUGAUGGAUUGAACCUUUUCAAGGAAAUGUCACUUAAGGGAGUUAAGCCCACAACUAUUACGUACGGCAUCAUACUGGAUGGGUUAUUUCAAGCUGAGAGAACAGUUGCUGCUAAGGAAAAGUUCCAUGAAAUGAUUGAAAGUGGAAUAGCAGUGGACAUUGGAACAUACAACACAGUUCUUUUUGGACUUUGUAGAAAUAAUUGCUCUGACGAAGCAAUCGCACUUUUCAAGAAAUUACAGGCAAUGAACGUGAAGAUUGAUAUCAUAACUCUCAAUAUUAUGAUAACUGAAAUGUUUAAACUUAAGAGGAUUGAAGAAGCUAAGGAUCUUUUUGCUUCUAUCUCAGCCACUGGGCUGGUGCCUUCUGUUGAGACAUACCAUCAAAUGAUGACAAAUCUUAUUAAAGAAGGGUUGCUGGAAGAGGCGGACAAUGUCUUUUCAUCUAUGGAGAAUGCUGGUUGUGAUCCCAACUCUCAACUGUUAAAUCAUGUGGUCAGGGUGUUACUGGACCACGGUGAAAUAGUCAGGGCUGGAACAUAUCUGUCUAAAAUUGAUGAAAAGAAUUUGUCACUUGAAGCUUCAACCACUUCGUUGCUAAUCUCUCUCUUCUCAAGGAAAGGGACAUGUCAGAAAAACAUAAACUUUCUCCCUGCAAAGUAUCAGUUUCUUGCUGUAGCUGGCUGCAGUUGAUACGUUAUAUCUGAGCUCAGGAUGUUGACCAAGGUGUUUAACGUAGUUGGUCGCAUUUUGAUGUAUAAUGAAAGACUUCUGAGUGGGAAGGUAUACACGUGUUUUUUUUCGCAUGAAGCAUAAUGAAUCUAUGCAAUCUGUUCGAGCAUGCACCUGCCACCUUGAGAACAUUCCCAGUGUACAUUUAUAUAGAUGAUAUUAAUUAAACAGGUAGUUUGCCUCA
Phragmites australis (common reed) is the source of this 2635-nucleotide messenger RNA. Its product is annotated as protein Rf1, mitochondrial-like. Bases 97 to 2412 code for a protein of 771 amino acids. The record is from RefSeq and is a predicted model, not a curated record. Gene Ontology annotation, molecular function: protein binding. Lineage: Eukaryota; Viridiplantae; Streptophyta; Magnoliopsida; Poales; Poaceae. The transcript is spliced from 2 exons.